Colletotrichum aenigma is the source of this 1011-nucleotide messenger RNA. RefSeq names its product Cytochrome P450 monooxygenase BOA3 (gene BOA3-5). Gene Ontology annotation, molecular function: oxidoreductase activity, acting on paired donors, with incorporation or reduction of molecular oxygen; heme binding; iron ion binding. Lineage: Eukaryota; Fungi; Ascomycota; Sordariomycetes; Glomerellales; Glomerellaceae. The transcript has 5 exons. Bases 1 to 1011 code for a protein of 336 amino acids. The record is from RefSeq and is a predicted model, not a curated record.
AUGCUGACUAGAACAGGCGAUGUUGUUAGAAUUGCGCCAAACGAUUUGGUCUUUCGUACACCACAGGCCUAUAAAGAUAUUUAUGGAAGCACCGUUAGGCGGCGAGAGAUCUUCGUCAAGACUGACGUGCAAGACUUGCCGGAAUUUACUGGAUUUCCUGACCUAGGUGUCGCCGCUGAGAGGAACCCCGAAACUCAUGCUCAGGUUGCGCGUGCACUGCAACCAUCCUUUAGCUCGCGCGUUCUCCAGGGCUGUCACGGUGUGAUUCACCAGGUUGUUGACGAGUUUGUCACGCAGCUUGAGAGACGAGGCGAAGUCAACUUGACAGAGUGGGUCGAUUACUUCGCCCAUGACAUUUCCGGCGAGUUGGUGUAUAACAGGGAGGCGAAGAUCAUGAAGUCAGGAGAUCCUACGCCCGAUGUAAUAGCAUCACGAAAAAUGUCAUAUCUGGGAGCAGUCAUCGUGGCACUAAAACGGUUUCCCCUCUUAAAGUUUCCUCUAUUCGUCUGCCUGAUUCCAUGGGCUUUAGCAUCUGGCAUAUCAACCUUCGGCAAAACUGUCCAAGGUUACGCACGCGCGCGGAUUGCGAAAGGUGGCAAGGUCCGACAUCUAGAUCUCUUGGAGCCCAUCAUACCCCCCGAGGGGUCAAUCGUGUCACAAGAAAGCAAGAAGCGCAGCGACGACUGGAUCGUUGCCCAAGCCAACUCACUCAUGGCAGGAGCUUUAGGUCUGGUCACCAACGCCAUUAUUUCGUCGAUUCUCCUCUUGUGCGAUUCGCCAGAGACAAUGAACAAGUCCACACACUUCCCUCCUACAUACAACCCCGCCGGCACCCACUUCCCAGAGUCAGCCCUACCACAGCUGAUCAACCUAGUAAAGGCUGGGGCUACAGCCUUACCUACUCUAGGGGAACUGCCCAGCCCAGCAGAGCUGGACACCCUAGCUGCCCAACUGGUCAGCCUCUUCUAUACAGCUAUUCAAGUGUUACGGUCAGCUAUCCGACAGUCGUAG